Molecule: messenger RNA, 1182 nt
Organism: Cucumis melo (muskmelon)
Lineage: Eukaryota; Viridiplantae; Streptophyta; Magnoliopsida; Cucurbitales; Cucurbitaceae
Exons: 3
Coding region: 47-880 (277 amino acids)
Cellular component (GO): cytoplasm
Molecular function (GO): mRNA binding
Source: RefSeq, a predicted model, not a curated record
UAGCGUUAAACCCAAAACCCUCGUCUUCACAAACUUCUACCCGUCUAUGUCUCGCUUCAGACCUCUUCACUCUCAAAUCCUACUCUUCAAUUCACAAUCCACUAUUUCCCUUCAAUUUCACCUUCUUCCUUCUACUUCUCGAUCUUUCUCGCUGAAAAUCGGGGAGGGGAUUGAACCAGAAAUUGUCCCCGCUAAGACGAAUACACCGCCGGCGUUUCUGUCUAGGGAAGCCGCGAAUUCGAACGGAAGUGUAAAAUCUCUAGAAGGAAAAGGUGGGAAUGAAGAGACUGUGCUGAAAGGAAAAGUGGGUUCGGAAGGAAACAAGAAAUUAGCGAGGGAGGAUGCUUUGCUCCGCAAAGAGCUCUCUCCGGAUAUGGAGAUGUUUGCGAGACAUUUGUACAGGGAAGGAUAUUUUAACUAUGCUAAUUUCUUGCCCGUUAACAAAUUUGUUCUUAGUUACUUUGAGUGUCGUCGUGGACGGAAUUUUAUCAAGUCUACAGCUCAGCGGUUUGGCAGAGACAAUCAAGAAAUUGCAAAAUGGUUGUCUGGCAGUGACUUAAGAAAGGUUGCCCUCUUUGGAUGCCCAUCUACUGCAAGAAAAGAUGUUUUUGCGGCUAAAAGAUUGCGAAAAUUCUUUAGAAUCCAAGAAGACACAGUCUGUCACAAAUGCAUCUUGAGACGAUCAUGCAAGUAUGUGAAUCAAGGUGUUUGGAAUGAGGACACCAAGAAUUUGAAUUUAGGGGUUGUUUUGCAAGUUAUUACUCAAUACGCCUUGGAAGCUAUACCAGAACAACUUAUAAUACCUGAAGAUAUAAAGGCUUCCGUAAGCCGAUUGCUGAAAGAGAUAUUGAAUCUAAGUCAGACUGUGUCGAGGAACUAGUUUUCAUUGCAACAAUACAAGUUCUCCUUCAGCAGAAGCAAAAAUCCUUCAGUCCUCAGGAAAAUCUGUGUUGCUCUCCCUUGUGCUGUUGAAUCGAUUCAUCCAACUUUGCAAGGGGAGUUUGUGAGCAGUGAAGUUAAGUUAAUGCUGUUUUUUGAUUGGUAAUUAACAUGAUUUUGAGUGCCUCAUCUUGUUGACAUGGAUAACAACUGGUUAUAGAACCUGACAAUUCAGGUUCAAUUAUUAUAUGCCUAAAGAAGUAUCUAGUGGUUAUUAAGAAUUAUACAAACUUUUCACAUUCA